Molecule: messenger RNA, 1350 nt
Organism: Yarrowia lipolytica CLIB122
Lineage: Eukaryota; Fungi; Ascomycota; Dipodascomycetes; Dipodascales
Cellular component (GO): cytoplasm
Molecular function (GO): ornithine decarboxylase activity
Source: RefSeq, a predicted model, not a curated record
AUGGCCCCUCACAUCCUUGGCCCCGAGCCCGUCCAGGCCGACUCAUCCUUUCUCGGCACACGACCGUGCCCCACUCUGAGCUACCCUGCUUCUUUUGUGGAUGAGGUCUCUGCUUCUAUUGACCAAGGCCUCUCUGAGUCCGAGAAGCUCAUUGCUAACGCCAUGAAGACCCGAAUCGAGGCUAUCGAUCUCGAGACCUGCUCUCCUGGAUCCGAAGACUCCUUCUUCGUGGCUGACCUCGGAAUCGUCUACUCGCAGUUCAUGCGAUGGAGUAACUGCCUUCCCCGAGUCACCCCCUUCUACGCCAUGAAGUGUAACGGUGACCCCAAGGUUCUCCAGCUUCUCGCAGCCCUCGGCACCGGUUUCGACUGCGCCUCCCGAAACGAGAUCCAGACAAUUCUGGACCUCGGUGUCUCCCAGGACCGAAUCAUCUACGCGCAUCCCUGCAAGGUGGCGUCCUACAUUCGAUACGCCUCCUCUGUGGGCGUGGAGAAGAUGGUGUUUGACAACGCCGAGGAGCUCUACAAGUGUGCAAAGUACCACCCUACCGCCAAGCUGUUCCUCCGAAUUGUCACCGACGACUCCCAGUCUCUGUGUCAGUUUUCUGUCAAGUACGGCGCUGCUCUGGAGAACACCCAGUCGCUGCUCCAGCUUGCUAAGGAUCUCGGUCUGAACGUGGCCGGUGUGUCUUUCCAUGUGGGAUCCGGCGCUGGAGACCCCAACGCCUUCCUGGACGCUGUGCGAAACGCUAAGCGGGUGUUUGACCAGGGAGCUGCCAUUGGCAUGCACCUCAACACUCUGGAUGUCGGCGGAGGCUUCUCGGACGAUUCCUUUGAGUCCUCUGCUGCCGUUCUGGGGGACGCUCUUGACAAGUACUUCCCAGAGGAGAGCGGAGUUAACCUCAUGGCUGAGCCCGGCCGGUUCUUUGUGUCCGAGGCCUUCACCAUUGCCUCUCAUGUGAUUGCUCGACGAAUCAUUGAGAACCAGAACAAGGCCAUGCUCUACCUCAACGACGGUGUCUACGGAAACAUGAACUGCAUUCUGUUUGACCACCAGGAGCCCGUGCCCAAGGUUCUGACCUACCAGGGCAAGUUCAUGUACGGUGAGCGAUACCAGAAGCAGAAGUCCUCGCAAGACGUUUCUGUGUGGGGCCCCACCUGCGACGGUAUCGACUGCAUUUCUAAGUCGUGCCAGCUACCUGUUCUUCUCGAUGUCGGUGACUGGAUGUACUUCACUUCCUUUGGUGCCUACACCGUGGCAGCCUCCACCACCUUCAACGGUUUCAACAGCGAUUGUGAGACCCUGUACGUUUGCUCUAAGAAGGAGGUUGAGCAGUACAUCAAGUUGUAA